Messenger RNA from Acanthoscelides obtectus, 261 nucleotides. The record is from the annotation of a GenBank genome assembly. Lineage: Eukaryota; Metazoa; Arthropoda; Insecta; Coleoptera; Chrysomelidae.
AUGUACAAACGAUUCCUAAAUAUUUAUUCAAGAUCGUAUGGCUUGACUCCAUACAAUCCUGGAGAAGUAGGAUACCUCUCAGCCUGCGCAAUGAUCCUUUGUGUAUCAUGUAACAGGAAAGCAGAGAAGAGCAGCAAUCCACCAUACAAACUGAUUGAGUACAAUCCAGCACCAAGUGCUGUUGUAGGAGGCAGGAACAUUGACCCAAUGGAAGAGACAAACACUACUCCCAAUCCCAUGGCCAAGGGGCCACCCAUGUAG